Suillus subalutaceus is the source of this 3304-nucleotide messenger RNA. RefSeq lists its product as uncharacterized. The coding region runs from base 206 to 2986 and encodes 926 amino acids. Lineage: Eukaryota; Fungi; Basidiomycota; Agaricomycetes; Boletales; Suillaceae. Gene Ontology annotation, molecular function: nucleic acid binding. The transcript is spliced from 13 exons. The record is from RefSeq and is a predicted model, not a curated record.
ACGUAUUCCAGUCAAAUUUUGCGGUUUUCAAUUGGCUGCGUUCGAUUUCCCAAACUGCAAGCGGCACCGCGAUCUCGUGUCAAUGAUAUGAUUCACCCAUCCUCUCUCUAAGUCCAACACAUCCAUAUAUCUAACCGACAUUGUAUUCAUAUAUUGUAUCUUGAUCUUGUCCAUAUCUCUUGUACGAUUCGCUCUCUGUAUCGCUAUGCCUAGAGGAAACAACAACAAUCGUGGGCAUGGAUCUCCUCGAGGCCCAGGUCGCGGUCAAGGUCGUGGACGUGGACGUGGUGGACGAGGGCGGGGACGAGGACGUGGGCAAGACUAUAACAAUGAUACACCUCGAGGAAACUACCCUCAUAGCCAAAACGAGAUGGAUGUCUCGGUUCAGGUCUGGCAGGAGCCAUCAUUGAACAGUACGCCUCAGCGAGGAGGAAGCACCCCUCGUCGUGGGAUGGGUAUUCCCAGAGGUAGGGGACGAGGACGAGGAAUAUCCGACGCUCCCAGAGCACGAACAGGCUUCGGCUACGCAAACACACCUCUUUCCAAACUCCUCGACUCUGAACGACCGUACCUCAAACCUGUUAUAUUCGUGCCAUCGGAGGAAGAUAUUCUACAGCCUGUAGCUGAGAGUGCUGUUUUUCCUGAAUGUUGGGUUGGAUGCCAUGUCCCUACUGCAGAUCGCGUUGCUCGCGUGUUCAGUGGAGGAACUCUUCCCCCUCCAUCCUCGUCAUCUUCAGAAGACGGUGUUUCUGAUCAUGAGGACGAAUUGGAGGAGCUUCAUACUGCUCAGGCUUCCACUAGUACCCGGGCUUCACAUGCACAAGAGGUAUUCACUGGGGUGUAUAACAAGAGAAAUCACACUGUCGCAACUCCCCCAUCCCAUCCAGCUCCAGAGCAUGCAGAUGUAUCGCCCAAAAAACCUAACCCCGUAUCCAUUGAUGCGGCGGUCAGUGAGACAACCGCCAUUACUGUACACAGCGUCACUACGCUAGAGCAUUCAACAGCUGCCAUGGUGAUAACCAAAGAUGACGAAAUAGCCAUCGAUAAACCAGACACCUUCCCAUCCUCGCAAUCUCCCACAGCACCAAUAUCAAACGAAAUCACUGUUUCCCCUACAUGUCUUCCUGAAGACGAUACCCCCACCUUCUUCGUGGAUACAGAACCUACUAAACCAUUUACGCAUCGCUCCUCCAGCGAUGUCGUGCUUUUUGAUCGCACCCUUAUCGUAUAUGUUGCACCCCACCCACGAUCAGGGCAAGUUUCGCCCAAUGUUCCUCGAGUACGGUUACCCUCGAGGUCUGUACUGACAGGUACUACCAAUCCCAUGCAAACCUACCCAGGGCCCGUGGCGCAUGAAGACACAAUCGAGAAUAAGAGUCUCCCAGUUCCGAGCGAAGCUCCCCAGUUCUCCUCCGUUUCGUUCGAUUUUGCUACUCCCAGCCCGAAGAAACAGUCUCGUCAGAGACCAAUCUUCACUCCGGGCGAUCGCUCAAAAGCGAGGAUGCAAGCAAGGAAACAAGACGCUCGAGUAGCUCGUAAGCGUGCCAAACGUCAGGCAAUGUUUGGGUCCUUUGGCGCGAUACUUUCUGAAGCGAGAUUGAGAGAUGCUGAUGAACGGGGAGCGCAAGAGACGAUGCCCGCCCCGGUAAAUGAUGGUGUCGACGAGGUAUCUAUUGGACUAGGGGGCAUGGAUCUAGACCCGGAUCUUGAACCAGAUUUGGAGGCUAUGAAAGGCUUCGUUCAGAGCAUGAGCGCGGAAGGAUCGCGGCAUCGCACGAUUGAUGAAAUCCAGGACGAGGAAGAAGACGACGGAAGUGACUCCCACGGGAGUUAUAACGACACAAGCGAUGAAGAAGACAAGGAAGAAAACGCGGUGUUUGAAGUUGAGGAAGAAAUGCUUAUUGCAGAAUCAGAGGGGGGAAGGCCUCAUGAAGCUUCACGCUCAGAUGAUUCUGACGAGGCAGAUGAUUCGUCCGAUGAUGAGCUCAGUCCAGGAGCUAACUUCCAGGCUAGACUCCGUCGAGUCCGCGAGAAAUCGCGCUCGGCGAAGCCAGCGACAGCUGCAGCUGGAAGCGAUUCAGAAGAGGAGUCUGAUGCUCCUUUCCCGCGAUGGAAUCGAGGUGAUUCCGACGAUGAUUACAUCGCACGAAUAGAGGACAUGCUUGAAAUGCAUAGCGGUACAACUGGUAAAGACCGCAAACUACGCAAUAAACUAUUCCGUGCAAUACAGAAUGGUCAAUUCGACCACAUCGAUGACUACGAAGAAUUAGAUGGAUCCUUCAGCUAUCAGCCAGCGAAGGGCAAGAAAGACAAGAUGAAGGAAUUGCCCGCCGAGCUCCAAGAGAUGUGGGAGAAAGAUCGCGCCAAGAAAGCUGAACGCAAACGGGCUCGCAAGGAGGCCCGCCUUCUCGAUGCCGUCGAUCCCAUUUCUCCAAAGAAAGGCGGCAAGAAGGGGCGCAAGGCGAUGCGGGCAGCUGCACGGCUGGAUCCGAGGGAGCUCUCUGAAAUCCAGAAUGCGAUCGAGGAUAUGGUGACACUGGAGAAGCAGAUUCGCCGCUUCAUUAGUGACACCAGCGGAAAGAACAACAUGGUACUUCCUCCGAUGAACAAGGCGUCGAGGAAAGAAGUUCACGAGCUUGCUAACUCGUUUAACCUCAAGAGUCAGAGUAAAGGCAAGGGAAAGGGGAGAUAUACUACUCUCAUCAAGUCCACAAACAUGCGUGCUAUUGAUGAACGCAAAGUCAAGAGUGUCAUGAAGAAACACGGAGGCCGGUUUGACACGGUGCCUCGACACAAAGAUGGAGAUGAAGUCGGCAAGGUAUGCUGCUCCAAAGAUCGGAGAGAAACGAAUGUCGGGUUCAGGAUGCUUGCUUCUAUGGGAUGGGCAGAAGGAGACAGGAUCGGUGGCGAUGCGUCCACUGGGAUCGAUGCGCCUUUGACGGCUAUCAUCAAGAACACGAAGCUGGGCCUAGGCGCUACUCGAUAGUCACUAUCUUCAGAGCGAAAUAUAAUGCCUUCCCUGACCACAGCUGAUCCUUGAUGAAGCACAGCGAGUUCGUCAAGGCUGGAAAUGUGAAUGCAGUGGUAUUACGGAUCCGGUUGAACGUUGUUUACUAUGUUGAUGAGGUUGGUUUUCCUAAUGCGGUUUUUUUAAAUUCUAUGCGGCACUCGAACUAUUGCGUUGAGACAAGUUUUGCAAAAGAUAGGAGAAUCAGAUACAAUCACCUUGCGGAGCAAGGUCAUGUUGGAGAAAAUUUGGUCAUGACAAGGGCUCAGCGAAACUUUCCAAGGGGUCAACUUCCCG